CAGGGUCUUGGUGACCAGGGCACCGGGUGCUGUGCGGCGCCGUGUGGACGAGCCGGGCGGGUCUGGCAGGCAACCUGGUUUUGCCGGACUAAUGCGAGACCCAGGGAGAGGAACCGGGAGGAGGUCCCUCUCUAGGCAUUUGGCGUGUUUACUGCGCGCUUAGUGUGUGUGCCUCCUGCUGUACCAAACGGCGUAGACGCACGAUUUCGGUUGCUUUUCAACAAUUUUUAUCACGGAGCUAAUUUGAUAGCGCCUAUCGAUGGCUCUAAAGAAGGCAUCACUGUCACUGGAAUCCAGUGAGAGUGACUCUGAAGAGUUGCCCACGUUUGCCUUUCUGAAGAAGGAAGCGUCUUCCACCAAGAGGAGGCAGCCUCAGAGGGAGGAGAAGAUUGUUGUGACUGACACCUCAGAUUCUGAGGCUUCCUGUCCUCCGUCACCAAAGUUGGAAGAGGCACCACCUGUCCCAGACACAGCUGACCCUGUCACACAAACAGAGCUGGUCAGGGUGCUGAGCAGCGGAAGUGAGGAUGAGGAGGAACUAAUGCCGCUGGCCCAGCGGCUUCCGUGUAAGUUUUUGACCUACAAGCCGCCGGGCCCUGCGGAUUCUAGCCCCCCAAGUAAAAGCGUGUGGGAUCAUCAGAGAACUGAAGGAGCACCAUGUGGCUGGAAAAAACAGUCCUUUCCAAAGGUCCCUGAUGUUUCCUUCCAUGACACCUCGGAGAGACCGUCAUCAAAUAACAGGGACCCUGGGGGAGACCCUCUGUGCCAUCAGCCUCCAGCCCUCCAAGCUGCCUGCCCGGUGCGGAGCGACAGCUUGACAGUGACCAAAACAAAUGCUGAGGGCCCCCCACUUCAGAAGAGAACCAAGAGUCGUCAGAAGGUCCGGACGAGAGGCUCACCAGGAUGCCGGCCGCGGGGAAAAGCAAGCCGGAAGGAAAGCACUGCGAGACGACAGGAAAGGGGGAAGGCGGCAGCCCCGGUGAACAGGCUGAAAGCUCAGAGGCCCGAGGAGUGCUUGCAGCACAUCGUCGUGGGGCUGGACCCAGUGCUUUUACAGACGGAAGGCGGAGGCCAGCUGCUCGGGGCACUGCAGUCCAUGGGGUGCCACUGUGUGAUUGAGGCGCAGGCCGUGCCUCACAGCGUCACCUGGAGGAGAAGGGCUGGGCCGGCUGAGGAUGGAGAGGAAGGCUGGCUGGAGGAACCGAUGGUCCUGGUGCUGCUGCUGGCAGAGGCGUUUGCGUCCAUGAUCUACAACUUCAAGCAGGGAAGCCUGGGUGGCUCUGAGAAAGAGAAGGAAACGCUCUGGAGCUUCAUAACUGACACCACAGCAAGGACAGCUGGGAAAGUCCUGUCCCUGGUGAUUGUGGAUCAGGAGAAAUGCUUCAGUGCCUCAGAUCCUCCAAGAAGAAGGGAACAGGGAGUGGCAAAUAGGAGACAGGCCAAGGAGAAGCAGCGGAGACAACGAGAGGCCAGCGCAGGGCACACAGUGUCCAGGGUGGACGUGGAAGAGGCAUUGGUAGAUCUGCAGCUGUACACAGAAGCCCAGGUCCGGAUCGUGCAGAGCUGGAAAGAGCUGGCCGACUUCGCGUGCGCGUUUACAAAGGCUGUAGCUGAAGCGCCCUUCAAGAAGCUUCGAGAUCAAACCAGUUUCUCCUUCUGCCUGGAGAGUGACUGGGCGGGAGGGGCAAAGGUCGAUCGAGCUGGCAGAGGCCUUGCACUGGUCUGGAGGAGACAGAUUCAGCAGCUGAACCGGGUCAGCCUGGACGUGGCCAGUGCCAUUGUGGACAUGUAUCCCUGCCCCCGGAAUCUGGUCCAGGCUUAUAGGCGGUGUGUUUCGGAGCAAGAACGCCAGAAUCUGCUUGCAGACAUACAGGUGCGCCGCGGGGAGGGUGUGACCUCCACGUCCCGCCGCGUGGGACCGGAACUGGCCAGGCGGAUCUACCUUCAGAUGACCACUCUGCAGCCAGCUCUCUCCUUAGAUGGCACAGACUGAUGCCACCCUCGGGGACAAGGAUGAGCACCAAGGUUUCCGUGUCCCCCCACCUCGGAGCAUGGGAAGGGACGGGACGCACCGCCCAGUGUACAAGCCCGGGUCAGGCCGCAGGCUCUCCUCUGCAGAGGCCCCCCUGUGGGCUUGGACAGAUGGCAGAGAUGCCUGUGUUUUCCAACACAAGCGUGUUAUUUUCCUCUCCUGGUGAAAACCCAGCUGCCGUGCACAUGUCAUCUCCCCCAAGCAGGCCCUCAACCCUCAAAACACAGAUGCAGACAGACCACUCAGACACGUAUUUAUUAACUGUAGAAAUCCAGAAGAACCUCAACAUCAAAUCUCGAGAUCACAAGUGAACUUCCCUCAGCGGGUCAGCCUGACUGGGGCUGGGCGCACCCUGCCUUCCUGUCACCCUCAGCCAGCCCCUGCAUGGGGACUCCUGUUAUGUACUGUGUAGUUUCAAUAAAGUGUUUGUACCCUGGCUCUGGAGCUUGAAGGAA
Messenger RNA from Suricata suricatta (meerkat), 2487 nucleotides. RefSeq names its product essential meiotic structure-specific endonuclease 1 (gene EME1). Bases 260 to 1993 code for a protein of 577 amino acids. The record is from RefSeq and is a predicted model, not a curated record. Gene Ontology annotation, cellular component: nucleus; Holliday junction resolvase complex. NCBI's taxonomy places the organism in Eukaryota, Metazoa, Chordata, Mammalia, Carnivora, Herpestidae. Gene Ontology annotation, molecular function: DNA binding; nuclease activity. The transcript has 9 exons. Gene Ontology annotation, biological process: replication fork processing; mitotic intra-S DNA damage checkpoint signaling; resolution of meiotic recombination intermediates.